This is a messenger RNA of Dendronephthya gigantea, 581 nucleotides long. RefSeq names its product vacuolar protein-sorting-associated protein 25-like. Lineage: Eukaryota; Metazoa; Cnidaria; Anthozoa; Malacalcyonacea; Nephtheidae. Gene Ontology annotation, cellular component: ESCRT II complex. The coding region runs from base 18 to 566 and encodes 182 amino acids. The record is from RefSeq and is a predicted model, not a curated record. Gene Ontology annotation, biological process: protein transport to vacuole involved in ubiquitin-dependent protein catabolic process via the multivesicular body sorting pathway. The transcript has 6 exons. Gene Ontology annotation, molecular function: structural molecule activity; protein homodimerization activity.
UUAUCAGUAUAAACAAGAUGGAGCCAAAUUUUGACUGGCCAUGGCAUUACAAGUUUCCUCCAUUUUUCACAAUCCAACAAAAUUCAGACACAAAAGCUCGUCAAUUAGACCUGUGGUGUAAUCUGGUAUUGACAUAUUAUAAACACAAAAAGUUGUAUGUUUUCGAUGUAAAUGAAGCUCAGAAUAGUCCGUUGUUUUUUAAUAAAGAGAUAAAUAGGAAAUUACCAAUUGAAGGAAUAAACUUGGUCUUAGAAACUCUUCGGAAAAGAGGUAAUUUAGAAUGGCAAGACAAGAAGGCUGAGAGAGGUUAUAUUAUGUGGAGGAAGCCAGAAGAAUGGGGAUCACUUAUAUAUCAGUGGAUAAAGGAUAAUGCAAUGACUGGAACAGUCUGUACCUUAUUUGAACUACAACAUGGAGAUGAUACAAAAAAUCAAGAAUUUCAUGAUAUUGAUAUGUGGAUGUUAAAAAGAGCACUGCAAACGCUUGAGGUAAAAAAUAAAGCUCAGAUUUUUGAAGGACCAACGCCUGGUGAUGACAGUGGCUUGGGAGUGAAAUUCUUCUCCUGAUUUCUCAUUUCAAAU